GCCACACCUGUCACUGCCUGUCCUUGUGAGGGAGGGGGGGGGCCAUCAGCCCCUCCUCAGCUGCCCAGCAGAACAAGCAGUUAGUGGGGAGGGGAGGGAACAUGGAGCGGGGGCCGGUGGUGGGGGCAGGGCUGGGGGCUGGGGCCCGAAUCCGGGCACUGCUGGGCUGCCUGGUCAAGGUGCUGCUCUGGGUGGCCUCUGCCUUGCUGUACUUUGGAAGUGAACAGGCUGCUCGCCUCCUGGGCAGCCCCUGCUUACGGCGCCUCUACCAUGCAUGGUUGGCAGCAGUGGUCAUCUUUGGGCCCCUUCUGCAGUUCCAUGUCAACCCUCGGACUAUCUUCGCCAGCCACGGCAACUUCUUCAAUAUAAAGUUUGUGAAUUCGGCAUGGGGCUGGACAUGCACCUUUCUGGGGGGCUUCGUGCUGCUGGUGGUGUUCCUUGCUACACGGCGGGUGGCAGUGACUGCCCGGCACCUUAGCCGGCUAGUGGUGGGGGCAGCCGUGUGGCGGGGAGCUGGCCGGGCCUUCCUGCUCAUCGAGGACCUGACCGGCUCCUGCUUGGAGCCUCUGCCCCAGGGCCUGCUGCUCCACGAGCUGCCCGACCGACGCAGCUGCCUGGCGGCCGGCCACCAGUGGCGAGGCUACACUGUCUCCUCCCACACCUUCCUGCUCACCUUCUGCUGCCUGCUCAUGGCUGAGGAAGCAGCAGUGUUCGCCAAGUACCUGGCCCAUGGGCUGCCCGCUGGUGCGCCCCUGCGCCUCGUCUUCCUGCUCAAUGUGCUGCUGCUGGGCCUCUGGAACUUCUUGCUGCUCUGUACCGUCAUCUAUUUCCACCAGUAUACUCACAAGGUGGUGGGUGCUGCAGUGGGCACCUUUGCCUGGUACCUCACCUAUGGCAGCUGGUAUCAUCAGCCCUGGUCUCCAGGGAGCCCUGGCCAUGGGCUCUUCCCUCGUCCCCACUCCAGCCGCAAGCCUAACUGAAAGAAAUAAAGGCACUUCAGGCCUCGC
Hipposideros armiger (great roundleaf bat) is the source of this 1007-nucleotide messenger RNA. It is a transcript of the gene FITM1, whose product is annotated as fat storage inducing transmembrane protein 1. Gene Ontology annotation, molecular function: coenzyme A diphosphatase activity. The record is from RefSeq and is a predicted model, not a curated record. Lineage: Eukaryota; Metazoa; Chordata; Mammalia; Chiroptera; Hipposideridae. Bases 102 to 980 code for a protein of 292 amino acids. Gene Ontology annotation, biological process: lipid storage; phospholipid biosynthetic process; lipid droplet organization. The transcript has 2 exons. Gene Ontology annotation, cellular component: endoplasmic reticulum membrane.